AUGCCUCCGAGUAACCACAGAAGGCCAAACGCCGCGUCAGUCUCCCCUCACGAACAUCACGACCCCGCAGCAUCGCCACCCAGUGCCUCCGCCGUGCUCAUGGCAACAGACGCCGACGUCGCCGCCGCGUCCCCCUACGGGGAGGACCCGCAGAAGGCAGCGGCAGCAGCCAUGGCCAUGACCUCUCCGUGCCCACUCCUCCCUGGCGCGAAGGCAGCGGCAGCCGCCAUGCCGUCAGUCUUCUGCUUCCACUCCAUCUGCUACUCCGUGAAUCUAGGCCGGAAGAAGUCGCUUAUCCGCCGCUGCAUCGAGCCGUGUGUCGGGCUCGCCGCGAAGCGCAAGUCCACGCAAUUCACCUCCAUCAGCGAUGACGAGGCGAAGGCCUCCGCGCCGCCCAAGAUCCGCGUCAUCCUGAACGAAAUCUCCGGAUUUGCUCGGUCGGGAGAGGUUCUAGCGAUCAUGGGGUCGAGCGGGUGUGGAAAGACGACGCUAUUGGACGUUUUGUCGCACCGGAUCGCUUCUGCGGCUGCUUCGGCGGGGCCGCUGGCAGGGGGCCGGACGGGGUACAUUGAGUUGGGCGACAAGCCGACGACGGACGACCUUAUGCGACGCAUUUCGGCAUACGUGAUGCAGGACGACCUCAUGUACGCGACGCUGACGGCGCGCGAGACGCUCAUGUUCUCGGCGGAGAUGAACCUGCCGCGAAGCUUCUCGUACAAGGAGAAGCAGGAGCGCGUGGAGCGGCUGCUGGAGCUGCUUAGCCUGCAGCACGCGGCGAACACACUCAUCGGGAACGAGAACCUCAGAGGCGUGUCCGGCGGCGAGCGCAAGCGCGUGGCGAUCGGCGCGCACAUCGUGCACGACCCGAAGAUCCUCUUUCUGGACGAGCCCACCUCGGGAUUGGAUUCCUCCAACGCGUACCGCGUGGUGAAGAUUCUAAAGGACAUCGCGCUCACAUCGGAGAGCAUCGUGAUCAUGGUGAUUCACCAGCCGUCGUUCCGCGUGCUGGAGCAGAUCGACCAGCUGCUCAUGCUCUCCACGGGCAACAUGAUCUUCUUCGGCCCGCCGCCGCACCUUCCGGCGUUCUUCGACGCGUUCGGCACGCCCGUGCCGAAAUUCGCGAACCCGACGGAAUUCGCGCUCGAGCUGCUGGAGCAGCUGAAGAGCACGUCGGAGGCGGCGCUCAUGGAGCUCGUCGCGUUCGCCGCCGACUGGCACCGCAGCCGCGACCACAUGGCGCACGCCAAGACCGGCCGGCACGCCAAGCCCGCGCUGCUCGCCGCGCCCGGAGGCGGCGGCGACGGCGAGGAGACUGAUAGCGGCGGCGGAAGCGGUGCGGGUGCGCAUGGGAGGAAGGGCGCGGACGGCAAGAAGAAGUUCUGCGGGCUGGCGGGGAAGCUGGGGAAGAAGGGGGGGAAGAAGGGGGAGGAGGAGGAGGAGGAGGAGGUGGUGGAGUCGGGGCAUAAGGGAACGCACCGGUACGCCAACUCGUGGUUCCGCGAGUUCUACAUUCUGUUCGUGCGGUCGGGGCUGAUGAUCAUUCGCAACCCGCUGCUCUACUUCCUGCGCCUCAUGCUGCUCACCGUCGCUGGAUUCCUCCUCGCCUCGCUCUUCUACAAGCCCACUCAUGAUCCGCAGGGCAUGUUGGAGCGGCUGGCGUACCUGUCGUUCAUCGUCGCCAUGCUCUUCUUCUGCUCCGCUGACGCCACGCCCAUCUUCAUCAUGGAGCGCAACAUAUUCAUCCGCGAGACGUCGCACAACACGUACCGCGCGUCGACGUACGUGGUGGCGACGAUGGCGGUGUACAUACCGCUGCAGGCGCUCAUGGCCAUGACACUCACGCUCGAGUCCUGGUGGACCGUCGGAUUGUCGGGCGGCUUCCCGGGCGCGCUGUUUUUCGCCACCAUCUGCUUCCUCUGUCUCUUUACGGGCAACGCCAUCGCCACCUUCGCCAGUUCGUUCUUUAAGAACAUGAUCCUGGCAUACGCGACGGUGAUAUCGACGAUGGCGUAUUUCACGCUGGUGUCGGGGUUCUACAUCCACCGCACGUCCAUCCCCAAGUUCUGGAUCUGGCUGCACUACAUCUCGCCCAUGAAAUACGCCUUCGAGGCGCUCGUGCAGAACGAGUUCGUCAGGGACUCGGGGCCGUGCUACCUGACGCUGAACGGGGCGUUUGACAUUGAGCCCAUCAGCACGUACGUGAACACGACGCGGCUGAAGCCGGUGCUCAUGUCGUUCCUGCCCAACGUGGUGACGCCGGGCGUGGGCCCGCUCACGUCGCAGUCGUGCAUCAUGACGGGGACGUUUAUUAGUCGCAAGUAUCUGGAUAUUGUGGAGCUGAACAAGUACCAGAGCAUGGCUGUGCUGUUCUCCAUGGCGAUUUCGGUGAGGAUUGGGGGCAAGUUCCUUCCAAAGGGGCAAGUUCCUUCCAAAGGGGCAAGUUUCUUCCAAAGGGGCAAGUUCCUUCCGAAGGGGCAAGUUCCUUCCAAAGGGGCAAGUUCCUUCCACUCAUCUUUAUCCACUUCCCUCUACAACGCACCGUCCCUUCAAUCCUCUGUUCUCAAACCUCCCCCCCACCCCUUCUCUCCGCCCCCCCCUCCCCCUUCGUUUCCCCUUUCCCGCCACCUCCCGCGCGUCCGCUCCCCCUCUCCCCCACUCAUCAGCCGCAUAACGUCACUCGAGCUCGACUCCCCACUCGACCGACGGUUCAUCGAGUUGAACGAAACGCCGCCUCCCCCAGUAGACGCUUUCCCUUCACUGCACACACUCACCCUCCUCUACCAGCCCUCGCAGUACCGCUUCAUCGCCCGCUGCUCCUCCCUCACCUCCCUCACCCUCUGGCGACCCAACGCCUUCGCCCUCUUCUCCCUCGCCUCCUCCUCCUCCCCUCUCCACCUCUCCCUCUCCUCCCUCACCAUUCACUCCGCUUUGCUCGAAGCUGCUCUCACGCCCCUCGCCACCUUCCCGCACCUCACCUCGCUCACCUUUCACUCCUGCACCAUCGACCCCUGUGAGCUUCACUCUCUCUCUCGCUCCCUCCACACUCUCACGCACCUCGCAGUCCACGACUGUCCCUUAGUCUCCAGUCAUUCCCUCGCCACCUUGGUCGAAACCAACCUGGCUCUCUCCUCCCUCUCUCUCCACUCCACCUCCUACCCUCUCUUCGCCGCCCAAGGCCUCCGGAAUGUGCUCCGCUCGUCCUCCUCCCGCCUCCACACCCUCACUCUCUCCGGGCUGCCCGCGUUCCGCCCCGGCACGCUUGCACGCUGCAGCGGUCUGAAGUGUCUCACGCUGAGAGGGAGGGGGGAGGCGAGGGAGAGUGUAUCGCUGUCUGAGUCGACGUAUGAGUCGCCACAGGAGCCGUCUUUGGAGGGCCUUGUGGCCUUUCUGGUGCGCGUGGAAGAAAAGGGAGGCGGAGGAGGAGGAGUGGAGCAGCAGGGGUGCCUGGAAGGAACAGAGGGAGGGGUCGAUGCAGUGGAGAGACGGGAAGGGAAGAAGCGCAGGGAAGGAGGAACACCUGCGUCCGGUUCAGCAGCAGCAACAGCAGCAGCAACAGCAGCAGAAACAGCAGAAGAAGCAACAGCAGCAGGAGCUGCAGCAGAAAGCACAGCAGAAGCAGCCACGCCAGUACCGACCCACGCUGGGACGAGGGGCAACGAGGACCGGCGGUACUACCUGGAUAUCCGUAUGGAAGCAGCAGCAGCGUGCGCUGACACGGCCGCAGCAAUUGACGAUUCAAGGGCCCUGCUGCUGACGACCGCUAAGCAGAAGCUCCGGAAAGCUAUUUCGGAAGCGCAGGAGACUCCGCGCAUGCACGGGGAGUCCGCCCUCGCGAAUAUACGGAAUGCAGUCAUUCUGGUGCGAGCGGCCAUGUCGUUCUGCCGGUGCGUGCGGCUGGCUGUGGUCCACGUGGACGGCCGGAUGGCACGCGAGGCAGCACUGAAAAACGUCGGUUCUGCUGCUGAGUCUGCAGGGUUCUUCGCUUCAGCAGUGGAUUAUGAGAGAGAGGAGCGCGAACGGGAGAGGGAGGGGCGGGAGGGAGGAGGAGGAGGAGGGAGGGAGGUGGAGGAGCUGGUGGGGUUCGUCCCUGAGAGUGACCUGCCGGCUGAUCUGGCGGAGGUGAGCGAGACGCUGCUGGGGGAGCAGACGGGUGUGUGGCCGGCGUUUGUGGCGGUGUCGAGAGAAGAUGCGCGCAGGCUGCUGCAUGUGCUGAGGGAACAGCUGGAUGCGCACAUGGAGUCGUUCAUCGAUGCCUUUGAGGACGCCACGCCCCUAGCAGUGAUUUGGGCAGCUGCGGCACCCGGGGCGCCUGUCGCAGUGCCGCCACCAGUGCCUGGGCCAGCAGCACCAGUGGCAGCGGCACCAGGAGCAGCAGCACAUGGGGCAGCAGGGGCAGCAGCACAUGGGGCGGUGGUAGAUGGAGCGGCAGCACUUGGGGCGGCAGCAGAUGGGGUGGCAGCAGAUGGGGCAGCAGCAGAUGGGGCGGCAGCAGAUGGUGCAGCAGCAGAUGGGGCGGCAGCAGAUGGGGCGGCAGCUGAUGGGGUGGCAGCAGAAGGGGCGGCAGCAGAUGGGGUGGCAGCAGAAGGGGCAGCAGCGCAGGAGCUAACAAGCGCAGAAGGAGAAGCAGGAGGGCCAGUGGGAGAGGGUGCGAGCACCGAAGGAGCAGCGCAGCAGCUGCCAGAGGCAGAGUCGGGAGGAGGACAACGCACAGGUGACGAACAGACGAGAGAAGACAAGCAGCUGGGCAGCAGAAGCCCAACACACACAUCUUUGAAGGGGCGCACAACACCAAACAAGAGCAAAUGCAUACCCUCCAAAAAGAGCACACCUCAAAAUAAAAGCACACCCCCAAAUAAGAGCACACUUGCAAUUCCUGUGGAAGUGUUUUGCCCGCCGUUGGAAUCCCUAACCCUCGAGAGCAUUCAGUUCGCCGCCGAUUAUGACCCUUCCUGGCUGCCUUCUUCCCUCCCCUCUGCCUCGCCUCUCAUGUGCCCCUUGCUUCCCACCACACCCCUUCCUUCCCUUCAUUCAUCCUCCUCCCCCUAUCCUGUCCCAAGAAGUCUGAGAAGCGAGCCACAGACCUUCAAAUCCCUGGCACGAGCUACUGUGUUUGGAAGGCUCAAGAACUUGGCGCUCUUGAGCUGCUGUGGGCUGGGGGAGGCGCAGCUGGUGAGGCUGCUCAGUGCAUGUGGCAUGCUGGAGGAUCUGCAGCUGGGAGGCAGUGAUUGGUUCUCAGACACGGUGAUAGCAGGGAGUAAACAGGAGGUGCUGACUCAGUUGACUGCGGUGGGGUGUGGUCGAGUCACUGCAGACGGCAUUGGCGGGCUGCUGGGAAACGUGCCAAGGCUGCGGCGGUAUUUGAAGGUGGAGGCGAGUAAGGUUUUUGAAAGGACUCGCCGGGAGUUGCUCCGUGCUAGAGUGGUGGUCAGGGGAGUGUGA
Closterium sp. Naga37s-1 is the source of this 5439-nucleotide messenger RNA. The record is from the annotation of a GenBank genome assembly. Lineage: Eukaryota; Viridiplantae; Streptophyta; Zygnematophyceae; Desmidiales; Closteriaceae.